AUGAAGAGAAAGGCUAUUCGUAGAUUAAAUAAAUCAUCCAACCAUAUUAAAACAACUAAUAAAAAGAUUAGAAAGCUUAGAAAUUCUACUUAAGUUAGCAACGUCUAAGGAUGGGAUAAAAAUAAAAGCCAAGAAGAGAAUUUGAAAACUUUGGGCAUUUACAAAAACAUCAAUAAAAGAGUCACCAAUAUAGUUGAUAAAAACGAGCUUAUCAGACUCAAAAAGGAAGGAAAGUUGGAGCCUUAAUUUGACUAAUAUAUUUCAGUUGAUGAAGAAGUCAAUUUAGAUGAUAUCAAGGCUAUUUUAGAAAAAAAUAAGCUUCCUGAAGACAAAUACGCAAAGUAAAAGCCUGGAAGAAUUAAUAUUGACGAAGAAUGGGCAAUAGAGAAAAUAGUUGCAAAAUAUAAAACUAACUUCAGCAAGGCAUACGUUGACCAUAAAGUCAAUACUUUUAUGUGGACAGAAGACCAACUUUAAAAGAAAUAUAAUGCAUAUAUUGAAAAGCAUGGCAAAUGCCCUAAAAAUUGA
Messenger RNA from Tetrahymena thermophila SB210, 528 nucleotides. RefSeq names its product ribosome biogenesis protein Nop16. Lineage: Eukaryota; Ciliophora; Oligohymenophorea; Hymenostomatida; Tetrahymenidae. Gene Ontology annotation, biological process: ribosomal large subunit biogenesis. The transcript has a single exon. Gene Ontology annotation, cellular component: nucleolus. The record is from RefSeq and is a predicted model, not a curated record.